GUCACGUGACAAGCAAAAUGGCGGCGCCCAAGAAAAGCAUGUCGACUAAAGAAAAAACACAAACAAAUGCCAGAAAAAGACAGUCGGAUGCACCUCAAGAUGUUGACAUUGAUGCAGCCAAGAAGAAAAAGGACGAAUUUACAGUGAUUGACUUUAAAUUUCAUCUAAACGAUCAGAAUACUGUCACAAGUGGUUUGGAAAAGUUUGUUGAGGCAGCACAGAGUUGGCUUGAUGGAUCGGGAGAUGAUAUUGUGGCGGCAUUGUGCCGCUCUUCGCCUGAGUGUGAGGAAGUCCUCAAACUACUGGAGUCAACUGGGCGGAAAGUUUCAGAGUUCCAGCCAGUGUUUCAAUGCUUGGAGAAGAUUCUUCUUCGAAUAGCAGAUGAUUUGGGCAGGUUUUACUCCACGGCGCAGUGCAUCGUUAGAAAAAUCCUGACCAGUCAUUCCAACCUGCUUCAUAAUAUACUGAACAUCAAAAACAAGUCAGGAUCAAUCAAGAGUGGUUUGAAGCUCCUGGUCUCCAUGGUUAUGCUAGGCAACCAAUCAGCCAAGCUCGUCUUAAACCAUGUUGACCUAGGCCACGCCACUAUGCUGCCGUUGCUAAGGAGACGUGAUACGAAGGACGAUGAAGACGUGAGGACCUGCUUCCAGCACCUGAUAGUGUCCUUUCUCCUGUCUGGAGACAGUGAGACGAUACGGCGAUUGAUCCAAGUGAAAGGUCUUAUGGAGAAUGUAUUUCAAGGAAUUCGCUUUGACAGAAUAUCUUCAAUACAGCUCAUGCUCUCUACUGUACUGGAAAAGGUGGUCGUGAGCCCAGCCAUCAGCAAGACAGCCAAGGUUCACAUCUUCACUGACCGGACACUGAAGGAGCUGGCACUUCUGUUUGCAUGGCAGGGACCUGCAAAGUGGAAAGAAAGUCUGGGCUCAAAGAAGAAAGGCGAAAUGGAUGUCACAGAUAUGAUGCCAUUAGACGGUUCUGAUGAGGCCAGCCAGACGGCAGCAGACACAGCCUCCAUGUUCCUGACAGAGCUCUGCACAUCGUACAAACAUGGCAUCAUCUUCAUGGACAAGACGUAUGGCCUGUCUGGGAGGAAUCAGAACCACCUGAUGACCAGUGUGUUGGCCAGCCUUCACCCACUGUGUGGCCAGACGAUAGUUCAGAGACUGGUCACAGGGAUCCUCACAGCCUGCCCAGACCAGAUCCAGUACUUCCUCCAGCAUAUGGCGCCCACACUGUCACCAAGGGAUACCACAAAGUGGGUCUCCAGCAUGGGCUUUCUAGUGAAGAUUUACAGCGAUCUUCAGAAGGAAAUGACAGUGUUGAAGAUACGAGAUGUCAAAUCACCGGACCAACUUGUGAAGAUUCUAUCGAUCUAUGCCCUGCCUACCCCUCAAGUCUUGGCAACUGUUCUACCAGGCAUCAAGAGCAAGUCUCUGGUGGCAAACUACGACUUGCUAGGCAUGGUGCGUCAAGUCUUGGAGACCACCGUAACCAUAGUGACAGCCCUGGAGCAGACGACAUUGUACUCGCCAGCAGACAGGAAGCAGACGUCGGUCCUGUUGAAGGCCUCUGUGUUAAAGGUCAUGCCUGAGGUGACUUCAAUGUCGGCCUGCUGGGAUAAGGUCGUUGCUAUGGAGAAAUCACCAGACAACAGUGCGACUGACGUGCAGACACUGUUUGAUUACUGUGGUGUAGGCCUGACGGAGAUGCUGGUCCUCAUAGAGCAGGUGUUGUGUGCCUACCAGGACCUCAGUCCCACCCUCAUGGUGGAACACCCAGCCAUUCUGGCUAAACUUCUUGAUGGAGUGUUGACCCGACAGAGUGGGACCGUGUCAGCCAGUGAUGCAGACCACCUGACCAAGGUGUACCUCCUGAAGAUCUUGGCUGGCACAGAUGCCCGUCGUCUGCCUUGGUCAAGAAAAAAUACCUCAGGCCACCCUUUACUUUAUCAACUGCUGGAGAUGGUGACAGCACUAUCUGUAGAUUCAAAACUAUCACAGGCAAUGUUAUCGCUAGUUUGUAAGCUGCUUGAAAGCACUGGUCAGUUUGAUGGUCACAGAGAAGAGCUGUUGCUAUGGUUACGCACACUACAGUCUCACGGCUCGUGUGUCCUUGACCUUGUAACCAAGGUGAUGAUGACCUACAUUCACAACCCGUAUCCAUACAUGGACCUGCUGUGUGACAUACAGAGCAAGGUUGCUAUGGAUACUGAUUUUGCAAAGACGCAACAGGUUAACAUUGAUGAUGUUUUGAAAAUGGAUGAGACAGAGCUGGAUGUAAAUGUGAACACCUCCGGCGGGACAGCCUCUGAUGUCAGGCGAUUUGCCUUCUGUCCGUUGGUUCUGGUAGCUGUAGAUGUUGCCAGCAAAGGUGAAAACUUUUCUGAAGGAUCCAAGCAGUAUGUGACAUCAGUCCUCCUACAGACAUUUCACCUUCAAGUGGAUCCACGAGCCUUCUGUCACAUGAUGGCUCAAUGUGGGCACGGAGUGCUUGUGGAAGGGUUUGCAGACUAUGUGGGCAUGUGGACCAAAAAGGUCUCUACAACGGUUGAUGCAAACGGAAAUAACAUUGUCCAAUUGAUGGCGGAUGAAUUGGUUUCCAAGGGAAACCUGUCUCUACCUGGCAACAGUCUGAAAUCUGAUAUUUCUAGGGACCUCCUGCAUUUGUGGUUCAUUGCUCAGAAUCUCUCAAAGAAAGCAGAGAAGCAGUCUUGCAAAUGGGUUGAGUCCUGCACUGCUUCCAUUUUGGCCAAGAUUGAAACUGCUCUAAAAACGGCCUUCAUUGAUAACGUAGAAUGUCAUCUACCCAUGGAAAGCAUCUUUCAACCACUGGAAACACCGAAAGAUUCUCUGAGUUCCUGUAUCAGACUUGUUCUCAAUCAUCCGGCUAUAAAGCAGCAUUUUCUUACAAAUACAUCAGAAAGUGGGAACCAGUCUAGAAAAAUGUCAAAGGUCAUUUCAAAGUUUGUGUGUGAUUUACUGACAAUUGCAUCACCAUGUGGUAUUAUUGUGAAGAGCGAUAUUGGUUAUUAUUUUCAAAAAACUGAGAACAUGCUUGAAUCUAGUGGCAGAAGUGAUAUUAUGGGUAUCUUAGUGGAUAUUUUGCAGGUUUUGUGUCAGUCUCUUGCGGGCGAAGAUUGUGUCAAAGUUGUGAAUCUUUUGCUAGGCAACAUUGGAAUGGAAGUCGGACAAUUUUCUAAAGAAACAUUCCUUGCAUUCAAGAAUUUGGUAUGUCAGAUUUUGAAAAAAAUCAUGCAGUCGGGGUUAAAAGUUGUAAAAUUGAAAGAGGCAGCCUUCAAUACGCUGAUUGAGGUGUUUCUUGUGUUUGAAAAAGAUUAUCUUGUGGUGCUGUCAGAGUUGAUUGAAAACUUCCCGCUACUGAGCGUGCUUUGUGAUGUCAACAUCGUGAACAUGUUAUUAUCAGUCGAGGCUGAGAAGAAGAUGGAAUGUUUAAAGCUGCUUCAGUUGAUGAUGUCACACAAUGUGACCUUGACCUUGGCUGUGUUGAAAAUGGCCGCCAAGGGCAAAAAAGUGAUGGAUGCAAGGUCAAAUCUUGAGCUUGUGAGGACUUGCUUGAGUCUUGCAAAGGAUAGUCCUUCAAUGAAAGACAUCUAUGACAAGGCAGCUCGAAAGCUGAUGAAAAUAUUGAAAACCGAUUUCCUACAACUCUGUGAAAUUGAACAAGUUGAAAAUUCUGAUGUUCUUUUGCAUAUUUUCACAAUGUUACACAAACGUGUUGUCACAGGUUCAAAAUUGGUUGCAAGCAUGUUUGAAAAGCUGACUGAAUUGUUCCGGACUGGACAGGAAGUGCAAACCCAUCACAUUGACCUACUCCCACUCCUUAGCAACCAAUCUUGGUUACUAAGCAACCAGCCGGAGACACCUGGUAACCAGGACGUAUCUGUGAACGGAAAUGAGGCUGAGUGUGUGGAGAUUGCUCAGCAGUGUGUGAAGUGUCUCACACAUGAACUAGGAAGGAAAAGGAGUGUGACUGGGGUCUCUGAAAAGCUGUUGAAUAUUUUGACAAAGUUUAAUAUUGACACAUUUGCGAGCUGGAUUUCUACCAUGCCCAACUGUGAUCAAACAUGGUGCAACCUGCUCAAGUUCAUGCUAAGGGAUUUGUACAACCACAAAGAAGCCAUGUUGCUGCUGAACAACCUCGUUUCACGAAUGUACCGCUCUGAUGGCCCUUCCUUCACCAUCCCCAUAGCAACUGUGGUUGACAUGGUAACCAGUCACUCCAGCUUUCUUCCGACUAUGUUUGGACAGAAUGGUCUGGAGAGCAAAGAAAUGCUGAUUGACCUGCUGACCACAGUGAUAGAGCUAUCUCCAUCAUCGUGUCACACUGACCACGUGGGCGUCUACCUGGGGGCGUAUGGAGCCUCUAUGUCACAGACAGAUCAGAAGCUUUUGAAAUUAAUGCAGUUCUAUGAAAAGAAUGAUAUUUCUUUGGCAAUCUUCAAACCAUACGUCUGGGGAGAGAAAGCAAUUGAACUACACGCCUUACGGAAAAAUCUAGGACCGUCCUUAAAGCAGACAAACGUGUCUGAGGUUCUGGCUAUGAUUGACACAAAGCUUAUCCAAAUGUCCAUCUUAAAUUUCCCACUUCGAAGGAAACUGCAGGGCCAAGGUAUAUGCACUGCUGAUCAACUGAAGACAGUUGAGAGUUGCUACGACCCCUGCUUCUUGCUACCCCUGUUCAGUCAUUUUCUUGAACCAGCUAGCAUUGUUGACUGCCGAAAGUUCACCGAGACCGGUUGCCUAGGUUACGCAAUGGCCGCCCUAUCCAGCCACGACGAGGACAUGAGGUGCGCCGCCAUGCAUGUCAUUGACUGUUACCAUGGACACCUGCUGGUUGCUAAGAUACCAGAGAAAGAACAACUGGUCUACUUUGUGGAUCUUCUGCAGAAUAGUUUGCCCAUUGCAAAGACUAAGCUAGCCUCCAUUAUCACGCAGUUUCUGGCUAGAGCUGCUGCCCUCAUGUUGAGACCAGAUGAACACAUGUACAUGGUGAUCAACUCCUUCCUGCUCCUAAAGCCCAGCUUAGACAUCCAGAAUGUUCCAGAAUUCUUCAAACUCUUCAACAGUUCUGCUUUCCAGCACAAGGAGGAGCAAGGUUGGAUCCUGUCCCUGUUGGUGGAUGGUUUACGAGAGACAGCUGAUUACCGCAUCUUCCAGAAGCGAUUCACAUUCAAGCUUGUACAGGGUUUCUAUGACUCCAGUACUGCCGACUACCAGCAACAGCUGCAAGUUCUUCAGUUGUUGAUGGCUGCAUGUAAGGAGCGCAGUGUGGUCAUUGAUCUUCUACAAACACAUGGCUUCCUAGUGUGGCUUGCUGGGGCUAUAAAUAGACUGAACCCUGAAAAGAUACAGCUUGUUACCAUGGUGAUCAAACUGGUUGGUACCCUGUGGACAACGCUGACUGGACCUCCAGAGAACCAGCAACCAGUCUCUGCAGUGAUUUCCACCCAGGUGUGGGUGUGUCUGGAAACACUUCUACGAGCCAUACGGGAUGUAGGGAUGUCUGAGAAACUCACCUUCACCAAGACAUUUAUGUCAGUUUGUAGUCAUCUGACUGAUUCCAAAGGUCACCUGACUAGUUCUUUCCAUGAUGCAACUGAACAUAACAUUGACCAAUCCCAGUGCAAUACAGGUCAUGUGACUGAACAUUCCCAUAAUUCAAAUAAGGUCAACAGUGACCAAUCUCAUAAUGCCACAGGUCAUGUGACCCAGACUGUAUCCAGUUCUGAUAUGAUGCUUUUGCUUUUGUACUGCCAGAAUGAGUGGACACAGUUGAAUAUUUCCACAUCUGGGUUGCAGAAGAUCUUUAAAAUUUUAGAUCUGGACCACAUUGUGUCUAGAAAAGUGGCAGAUGAUGGAAAAAUGAGGUUGCCCCCUGCAGUAGAGAGGAAAACAGAUGAAAAGCUUGCAACUAGUGUGGAGGUAGAUUCUGGGACUACACAUGAUAUAAAUGAUAAUGGUGACGAGCAAAACAUGGAAGAAGGAAUCUCUAAAAAGUCAGCAAGAACAAUUCUUGAGCCUUUGUUAAAAAUUGCAGUUUUUUGGCUGGAACGAACUCGGGCAGAUAAGUCAGGGCAGAAUGCAAAUGAAUUCAGCAGUUAUGCUGAAUGUUUGGUUGAUAUCAUUGUAGUUAAAUGGAUGCUGAAUUCUUUCAUUGAGAAUCAAGAGCUUCAUGUAAGUAUUGUUUCAAAGGCUCUUGAUUGCAUUGAGAAAACCUUUAGCAAUGAAAUUAUAGCCUCGGUCCUUGCAUUACAAAACAAAGAAGCAACUAGCAUCGUAGAGGACAUGUUGACGAUGUAUGCACAACUGCAGAGGCCGGCACAGGAAUUUAUUGAUUCGAUGAAAAAUCAUGAUGAAACAAAAGCUAGACGAAUGGGUAUAUUGGCCUUGAAUAAAGUUUUAAGGAAGAUUUAUUCUGCAAAUAUGGUAAAGAGGUUAAUUAACAUGGCGGAGGUUGUGUCUGAUGAAAUGCAGAGCGUUGAUAUAAGGAGAGCUUUCUUACAGUAGUUUUAGCUCACAUGAGCUUUCAUAAUGACCUUUUUCCGUUGUUUUUCAUGAUUGUAUGUCAUAAACAUCUUCUUACCACCUAGAGGCAUCAUUUAGGUCUAAACUUAAUGAACCUUGGUUGGAAAGUUUGUCCCUAUGAUAUAUUUGCCUGGUUUUUAAAUGAUUCUUUUCAAUUUAAAAACAUGAACGCCAGACAACAUGGCGCAAUUUUUAUUAUAGUUUUAUAUAUACCUUUAGUGAAACCUUGUGAACAAUGUGUUUGUUACAUCUUUUGCUGAAACAUCAUGUUCCUUGCUCAGUCUGUUCUAAAAAUAUCUUGCCCUAGUUUGAAAAUGCUUCCAAUCAAAUCAUCACCACCAGAAGGGUAGGCAGUUGUGAUGUAUUGACACAGGUUGAGAAAUAUUUUGAAAAACGAGGCAGCAAGAGUAUGAGGCAUUUUUCCUGAUAUGAAACAGUAAAACACUUUUUUCUCAAAACAGUUAAGUUCAUUGCGUCUCCAGUAAGUGCCUUCUUAGUAUUCACUGCUUGCAUGUUAAUAAUGUUGUAUGUACUGCGCAAUUUUAAUUUUCUUUAAGCGAAAUUUAGUUAAUGAUUAUAUUUUGCAGUCAGACCAUUUAUUUAGUGUUUUGUAGAAGUUAUUGAAGAUUAAAAUAAAAACUUCUUUGUUAUUUGUUUAACAUCUAUUACUGUAAUUGACAAUAUUGCUUUUAACAUAAAUGAGAAAACAUAAUCUUAAAAUGCACUAAUGUACUGGAAAAAUAUCAUUUAAAAGCGAUAUUUGGCUUCCAUGAUAUCUGAACUGGUGAAUACACAUUUAGCUUCUGGUUGACAUAUUUUUUAAAAAGUUAGCUUGAUCUUCUACAAAAUAACUAAUAAACAAAACUUUUGAUGAAAAAGUUAUAUAAUACUGUCAUAAUUCUUAUUGUUAUACUUCUAGACUCACGUGAGCUAUCUCAAUAUUGGGAUGGCAAGUCUGGUGUUGUCUAAGUCGUUAACUUGAAAAUUAAAUAAAGUUGAAAUUUCA
Messenger RNA from Dreissena polymorpha, 7551 nucleotides. Its product is annotated as nucleolar pre-ribosomal-associated protein 1-like. Gene Ontology annotation, cellular component: nucleolus. Bases 18 to 6527 code for a protein of 2169 amino acids. Gene Ontology annotation, biological process: maturation of 5.8S rRNA from tricistronic rRNA transcript (SSU-rRNA, 5.8S rRNA, LSU-rRNA); maturation of LSU-rRNA from tricistronic rRNA transcript (SSU-rRNA, 5.8S rRNA, LSU-rRNA). The record is from RefSeq and is a predicted model, not a curated record. Lineage: Eukaryota; Metazoa; Mollusca; Bivalvia; Myida; Dreissenidae. The transcript is spliced from 34 exons.